Lycium ferocissimum is the source of this 414-nucleotide messenger RNA. RefSeq lists its product as uncharacterized. The transcript has a single exon. Gene Ontology annotation, molecular function: nucleic acid binding. The record is from RefSeq and is a predicted model, not a curated record. Bases 1 to 414 code for a protein of 137 amino acids. NCBI's taxonomy places the organism in Eukaryota, Viridiplantae, Streptophyta, Magnoliopsida, Solanales, Solanaceae. Gene Ontology annotation, biological process: DNA integration.
AUGGAGAAGUAUGGAGUCAAGCAUAGGGUGGAAACCCCGUAUCAUUCUCAGACAAGCGGGCAAGUUGAAGUCUCUAAUUGGGAGAUAAAGAGUAUUUUAGCAAAGACGGUGAAUGCAAACAGAAUUGAUUGGGCCCGCAAGCUCGAUAAUGCUCUAUGGGCUGACCGGACUGCCUUUAAGACUCCGAUUGGAACUUCACCCUUCAAGCUAGUUUUUGGAAAGGCAUGUCACCUGCCAGUUGAACUUGAACAUAAGGUCAUAUGGGCUUUGAAGAAGCUGAACAUGAAUUGGAAAGAAGCGACCAAACUUAGGUUGUUUCAGCUCAAUGAGAUGGAUGUGUUCCGCUAUCAGGCAUAUGAAGGUGCAGCGCUAUACAAAGAAAGAAUGAAGCAGUAUCAUGACAAGAAAUCCUAA